Penicillium lagena is the source of this 549-nucleotide messenger RNA. RefSeq names its product inosine/xanthosine triphosphatase. Bases 1 to 549 code for a protein of 182 amino acids. The record is from RefSeq and is a predicted model, not a curated record. Gene Ontology annotation, molecular function: ribonucleoside triphosphate phosphatase activity. Lineage: Eukaryota; Fungi; Ascomycota; Eurotiomycetes; Eurotiales; Aspergillaceae. The transcript has a single exon. Gene Ontology annotation, biological process: thiamine metabolic process.
AUGGAGGAUUCUAGGAAGGUGGUUGUGAUCGCUUCCGAAAAUGUACCCAAAAUUCGAUCGACACGGGAGGGCUUCAGGCUCAUGUUGCCGGGAUCCUACGACUUUCAGAGCGUCAAGGUUGAUUCAGGUGUCCCUGAUCAGCCCUUCUCAGACGAUGAAACUCUUCAGGGAGCAAUCAAUCGCGCGCGGAAUGCAAAAAAUGCCGUACCAGGCGCAGAAUAUUGGGUUGGAAUCGAAGGAGGGGUGGAGGUGCACAGCGGCGCAGUUUGUUGUUUUGCGUGGAUCGUCGUCAAUCGCAAAGAUGGUCAAACUGGUAAGGCUCGUACCUCAGCGUUCUUCGUAGCGGAAGAGACUGCACGGCUUCUACAUGAGGGUAUGGACUUGGGGAAGGCGGAUGAUAAGGUACUGGGACAGACAAACGUGAAAGAUAAUCAAGGUUCGGUUGGAAUAUUGACGGGAGGUUUGGUUGAUCGGGCAGAUUACUAUACUCAAGCCGUUAUUCUAGCCCUCAUACCGUUCAAAAACCCCUCAUUGAAAUUCGCAUCAUAA